Messenger RNA from Anopheles maculipalpis, 9647 nucleotides. It is a transcript of the gene CadN, whose product is annotated as neural-cadherin. The coding region runs from base 241 to 9570 and encodes 3109 amino acids. Gene Ontology annotation, cellular component: adherens junction; plasma membrane; catenin complex. Gene Ontology annotation, molecular function: cadherin binding; calcium ion binding. NCBI's taxonomy places the organism in Eukaryota, Metazoa, Arthropoda, Insecta, Diptera, Culicidae. The record is from RefSeq and is a predicted model, not a curated record. The transcript has 23 exons. Gene Ontology annotation, biological process: adherens junction organization; cell-cell junction assembly; homophilic cell-cell adhesion.
CAAACGCCGGCAGGAGAGGAUAUGCCGUUGCGCUCUCGGAUUGAAAAUUGCGUGCGAUUUGUUUGGAAGUGCGGGUAAUUAACGAAACAAUAGAAUUUUAGUCUAGGUGCGUGUUGUUGGAAUCUGUUUCCUAUCGAGGAGGAGUCAUAACUCCCGUGUGCGUAAGGUGUAAGUGAGAUCGAAGUGUGUGUGUGAAAAACUAGUGCAUAGAAGCGUGCGUCGUAGGUGGUGGCGCAAAUAAUGUGCAGCCUCGGAGCCGCUACCAGAGUGCGGCCCGUGGGCAUGGUCACGAUGGCCAAAAGUGGUGAGGGUGGAGGUGAAGGCGGCGGUGCCACUAGAAACCGUCACAGUAGUGCAUCCGCAAAGCAAGUCAGUGUGUUUGUGUUAGCCAUAUAUCUAGUGUUAGUGUGUAAUCUUAACGUGGCCCCAGUGGAGGGCAAACAUCACCAUCAUCACCAGGGUGGUGGUGCAGGCGGUGGUGGGCAGGAGUUCAAAUUCGAUCCAACGAACAGCUUUAUUAGUUUAGUGCUGCCCCACGACACAUAUCCCGGUUACAGUAUCCAGAAGUUCACCGCUAACUUCACCGGUCCAAACUCGCCCUUCUCGUCGAUCUCCUCCUACUCGUCGAAGCCGCUCAACUAUCGGCUGCUGGAGACGGAUUACUCGAAGUACUUUACGGUGCUGGAGGAUGGGUUGGUGAUGACGACGGCGGAUCUGUCACCGCUGGUCAAUCGACCGGUGAAGCUGGUGGUGCUGGAAGAGACACCAAAUUCGACCGCGACCCAUCAGCUGCAGCUGUACGUGAUGAAUCGGAAGGAUAUGCUACACUUCCCGACCAUGCUGACCGACGUGGUGGGUCAGCUGAGCGAAAACAAAGACGCCGGUACGCGUGUGCGCGACAUUCCGCUGCUGCAGGCCAAUUCGGCACGUGGUGCUAAGACGGUCAUCUACAGCAUUAUCGGAGGCAACGAGGGCGAUUCAUUUGCGCUCGAAGAUAGCAGUACCGGUACGAUCGGAUUGACCAUCCGUAUUGAGGAUCCGCGCAAGCACGGUGUUUGGCUGGUGUCGGCCAAACCGCUGGAUCGGGAGCAUCGCGAACAGUACACGAUCGCGAUUGAAGCGACCGACGCUAAACGCAUCAACAAAGCGGAAAUUCAUCUGCCGGUGCACAUUACCGAUGUGAACGAUAACCGGCCAGUGUUCGGUAAGCCAGAUUACCGUUUUACGGUGACGGGCGUUAAGGCGACCACACCGGCCGGCAACGAAACGGUUACCUGGGAACGGUUCACCAGCCUUGGCCGAGUCGAGGCAAAGGAUGCCGACGGAGACAAGGUUGCCUACCGGCUAACGAACCCCAGCAACACGGUCGUGAUCGUGCCGCAAACCGGCGAACUGUUGCUCGCCGGCGAACCGGACGUGUCGGAGCUGUUCGUCGAUGUGGAAGCGCACGAUCUGCGCACGCCGAGCCAGAAGAGUGAAACGCCGGCCCGCGUGCUGAUCGAAUUCGUUGCGCCCGAUCCGUUGCCGGUGAUUGUGCAGCAUAUGGGUCACGAGUAUCAGCAUUCGCACCGGCGUGACAAGCGUCGCGUUACACGGGCGGUCCGUCCGACCAAGCGCAUUGAGUUUACCGAAGCGGACGGCGACACCGAGGGGCGGAACGUGUUUCAGCUCGAGAAGGAAACGGACCGCGAAACGUUCAAGAUACGCGACGAAAACCCGUGGGUUACGGUCGAAACGAAUGGUGCGGUGCGCGUGAAGAAGAAGUGGGACUACGAGGAGCUCGGACCGGAGAAAACGAUCGAUUUCUGGGUGAUCAUCACCAAUCAGGGUCACAACGCUGGCCUAAAAUAUACCGACAAUCAGCGUGUUAUAAUCCACGUGAAGGACGUGAACGAUGAGCCGCCGUACUUUAUCAACCGUCCAUUGCCAAUGCAGGCGGUGGUGCAGCUGAAUGCUCCGCCAAACACUCCCGUGUUCACGCUGCAGGCACGCGAUCCGGACACCGAUCACAACAUACAUUACUUCAUCGUACGUGACCGUACGGGCGGUCGUUUCGAGGUGGACGAACGGUCGGGUGUUGUCCGGACGCGCGGUACGGAUCUGUUCCAGCUGGACAUGGAGUAUGUGCUGUACGUGAAGGCGGAGGAUCAGAACGGUAAGGUGGAUGAUCGGCGGUUCCAGAGCACUCCGGAAGAACGGUUAUCGAUUGUCGGUGGUAAACGUGCGCCUCAAUUCUACAUGCCGAGCUAUGAAGCAGAAAUUCCGGAAAACCAGAAAAAGGACUCCGACAUCAUUUCCGUGAAGGCAAAGUCGUUCGCCGAUCGGGAGAUUCGUUACACGCUGAAAGCUCAGGGCCAGGGUGCGGGAACGUUCAAUAUUGGGCCCACCUCCGGUAUCGUGAAGUUGGCUAAGGAGCUGGAUUUUGAGGAUUUACGACAGCCACACGUUUAUUCGCUGGUCGUUACAGCUACGGAAGAUUCGGGUGGCUUCUCCACAUCAGUAGAGCUUACCAUCCGCGUAACGGACGUAAACGAUAACGCACCAAAGUUUGAAUUGCCUGAUUAUCAAGCACAUAAUGUGGAUGAAGACAUUCCGCUCGGAACGAGCAUCUUGAAGGUGAAAGCAAUGGAUGCUGAUUCCGGUGCAAAUGCGGAGAUCGAGUAUCUCGUGUCCGAUGACCACUUUGCCGUAGAUUCGAACGGUAUCAUCGUGAAUAACAAGCAGUUGGAUGCGGAUAAUAACAAUGCGUACUAUGAAUUUGUCGUAACUGCCAAGGACAAGGGAGAACCGGCCAAGACUGGCACUGCUACCGUGCGCGUGUACACGAAAAACAAGAACGACGAGGAACCCAAGUUCAGCCAGCAGGUCUACACACCGAAUGUGGAUGAAAACGCGGGCCCAAACACGCUCGUGACGACGGUUGUCGCUUCGGACAAGGAUGGCGAUAAUGUGCGGUUCGGGUUCGUGGGCGGCGGUACGAGCAGUGGACAGUUUGUGAUCGAAGAAAUCACUGGUGUCAUCCGGCUGCACAGCAAGGCGAUUUCGCUCGAUCGGGACAAGUAUGAAUUGAAUGUAACAGCUAUGGAUGAUGGGUCGUGCUGCGUCAAUGGAGACGCGACGAUCCAUACAUCUACAGCUGUUGUCGUUGUGUUCAUCACCGAUGUGAACGACAACAAGCCGGUGUUUAAGGAUUGCGGCACCUACUAUCCGAAGGUGGAGGAAGGUGCACCGAACGGUAGCCCCGUCAUUAAGGUGCAGGCCACCGACGAGGAUAAGGGUGUCAAUGGACAGGUGAAGUACUCGAUCGUACAGCAGCCAAAUCAGAAAGGUACCAAAUUCACCGUAGACGAGGAAACGGGCGAAGUUUCCACAAACAAGGUGUUUGAUCGUGAAGGUGACGAUGGCAAAUUUGUGUCUGUCACGGUGAAAGCAACCGAUCAGGGUGAACCCAGCCUAGAAGGUGUUUGUUCAUUUACGGUGGAAAUUACAGACGUGAACGACAACCCACCACUGUUUGAUCGACAGAAAUAUGUCGAAAAUGUGAAACAAGAUGCAAGCAUCGGAACAAACAUCCUGCGUGUGUCCGCUUCCGAUGAGGAUGCAGAUAAUAAUGGUGCCAUCGUGUACACGCUGAGCGCUCCGCAUAGUCCGAACGAUUUAGAGUAUUUCGAAAUUCAGCCGGAAUCCGGCUGGAUCGUACUGAAGAAGCCGCUAGACCGUGAACGGUACCGGCUGAAGGUGUACGCCUCGGAUAGAGGUGACCCACCGUCCACGGCCGACGUGGACGUAGAGCUCGAUGUGGUCGAUCGGAACAAUAAGCCGCCGAUCUGGGAUCGCACUAUAUAUGGCCCAAUUCACAUUAGGGAAAAUGUCACUGUCGGUACGGUAGUCACAUCGGUGAAAGCAAGCUCGGGAAUCGAGGGUAAUCCGACGGUGUUCUAUCGGCUUAUGCCGGGCUCGACCGCACAAACGAACAAGCUGCACACGUUCUAUCUGCAGCAAAGACCGGACAAUGGUGAUACGUGGGCCGACAUCAAGGUGAACCAUCCGCUGGACUUUGAAACGAUCAAAGAGUACAACUUAACCGUUCGUGUUGAGAACAACGGUGCCCAGCAACUUGCAUCGGAAGCGACUGUUUACAUACAAUUAGAGGAUGUAAACGACGAAAUACCGCUGUUUACCGAACGUGAACAGGAAACCGUGCUCGAGGGUGAACCGAUCGGUACAAAAGUGACACAGGUGAAUGCAAUCGAUAAGGACGGUACCUUCCCAAACAAUCAGGUGUACUACUACAUCGUCGAUUCGCCCCGAAACGAGGGUAAGGACUUCUUCGAAAUCAACCUCCAGAGCGGUGAAAUAUUCACCAAAGUUGUGUUCGAUCGUGAGAAGCAGGGUGCCUACGCUCUGGAAGUCGAGGCACGUGAUGGUGCACCAUCCGCCCGGCCUAAUAGCAAUCAGCAACCCAAUUCAGUCACCAAAUUCAUCCGUAUUGGUAUUGCCGACAAGAAUGACAACCCACCGUACUUCGACAAAGCCCUAUACGAGGCGGAAGUUGAUGAAAACGAAGACAUACAGCAUACCGUGCUCACUGUUACCGCCAAGGAUCACGAUGAAUCGUCGCGUAUUCGAUAUGAGAUCACGAGCGGUAACAUAGGCGGUGCCUUCGCCGUCAAGAACAUGACGGGCGCUAUCUACGUCGCCGGCGCCCUAGACUACGAGACGAGGAAACGAUACGAACUACGUCUCGCAGCAUCGGAUAACCUGAAGGAGAACUACACGACCGUCGUGAUUCACGUAAAGGACGUCAACGAUAAUCCGCCCGUUUUCGAGCGGCCAACGUACCGAACGCAGAUUACCGAGGAGGACGAUCGGAACCUACCCAAACGUGUCCUGCAGGUUACGGCUACCGAUGGUGACAAGGAUCGGCCACAGAACAUCGUCUACUUCCUUACCGGUCAGGGUAUCGAUCCGGACAAUCCUGCCAACAGCAAGUUCGACAUCAAUCGAACUACCGGAGAGAUUUUCGUCCUCAAGCCACUGGAUCGAGAUCAACCAAACGGACGACCACAAUGGCGAUUUACAGUGUUCGCCCAGGAUGAAGGUGGCGAAGGUUUGGUCGGAUACGCGGACGUACAGGUGAACCUAAAGGACAUCAACGACAAUGCGCCGAUUUUCCCGCAGGGUGUCUAUUUCGGCAAUGUGACCGAGAACGGUACUGCUGGCAUGGUUGUAAUGACCAUGACGGCCGUUGACUACGAUGACCCGAACGAAGGUACGAAUGCAAAGUUGAUAUAUUCGAUCGAAAAGAACGUGAUAGAAGAGGAAACAGGCUCACCGAUAUUCGAGAUAGAGGCGGACACGGGCGUUAUCAAGACGGCAGUUUGCUGUCUCGACCGCGAGCGCACACCGGACUACUCUAUACAGGUGGUAGCGAUGGAUGGCGGGGGGUUAAAAGGGACUGGGACGGCCUCUAUACGCGUCAAAGAUAUAAACGAUAUGCCGCCCCAGUUCACCAAGGACGAAUGGUUCACGGAAGUGGACGAAACGGAUGGUACAAACCUACCGGAGAUGCCCAUCCUCACCGUCACCGUGCACGAUGAGGACGAAACGAACAAGUUCCAGUACAAGGUAAUCGACAACAGUGGGUACGGUGCAGACAAGUUUACCAUGGUGCGCAACAACGACGGUACCGGCAGUUUGAAGAUUGUGCAACCGCUGGACUACGAGGAUCCGCUGCAAAGCAAUGGCUUCCGGUUCCGCAUCCAAGUGAACGACAAAGGCGAAGAUAAUGACAACGAUAAGUAUCACGUAGCGUAUUCAUGGGUAGUCGUGAAGUUGCGUGACAUCAACGAUAACAAGCCACAGUUCGAGCGGCCCAACAUCGAGGUUUCGGUUUACGAGAACGCGGAUGUAGGCAAAACGCUUGAAACAUUCAAGGCAACCGAUCCGGAUCAGGGUGGCAAGAGCAAGGUGUCGUACGCAAUCGAUCGUUCGUCCGAUCGGCAACGGCAGUUCUCCAUCAACCAGGAGGGUACGGUUACGAUUCAACGAAACCUAGACCGUGAGGUAACGCCCCGUCAUCAGGUGAAGAUACUGGCCAUCGAUGAUGGAAUACCGCCGAAAACUGCCACAGCCACGCUGACGGUAAUUGUGCAGGAUAUCAACGAUAAUCCACCCAAGUUCCUAAAAGACUAUCGACCGGUGCUGCCGGAACAUGUGCCACCGCGCAAGGUAGUCGAAAUUUUGGCAACCGACGAUGACGACCGAUCGAAGAGCAACGGACCACCGUUCCAGUUCCGGCUGGACCCGGGCGCGGACGACAUCAUCCGUGCCUCGUUCAAGGUGGAGCAGGACCAGAAGGGUGCUAACGGUGAUGGUAUGGCGAUCGUGUCCUCCCUCCGCUCGUUCGAUCGUGAGCAGCAGAAAGAAUAUUUGAUUCCAAUCGUAAUCAAAGACCACGGUAAUCCUGCGAUGACGGGCACAAGCACACUAACGGUAGUGAUAGGCGACGUCAACGACAAUAAGAUGCAGCCUGGCUCGAAGGACAUAUUCGUGUACAACUACCUCGGCCAGGCGCCCGACACGCAGAUAGGCCGGGUGUACGUGUACGAUCUGGACGACUGGGAUCUGCCGGACAAGAAAUUCCACUGGGAAUCGCAGGAGCAUCCACGCUUUAAACUGGACGAGGAUACGGGCAUGAUAACGAUGCGACAGGGAACGCGCGAUGGACGGUACCAUUUAAGGUUCAAGGUGUACGAUCGAAAGCACACGCAAGCAGAUGUCCCAGCGAACGUGACCGUAACUGUGCGCGAGAUACCACACGAUGCCGUUAUCAACAGUGGCUCAAUACGGAUAGCAGGCAUUACGGACGAAGACUUUAUACGUGUGUGGAACUAUCGGACGCAGAGUCUGUCACGUAGCAAGGCCGACCGGUUUAAGGACAAGCUAGCCGAUUUGCUCAACAUCGACCGGGAGAAUGUGGACGUUUUCAGUGUGCAGCUCAGACGUAAGCAUCCCCCUCUAACGGACGUACGCUUCUCUGCCCAUGGAUCACCGUACUACAAACCGGUAAGACUAAACGGCAUUGUACUGAUGCAUCGCGAAGAAAUCGAAAAGGAUGUCGGUGUGAACAUCACAAUGGUCGGUAUCGACGAGUGUCUGUACGAGAAUCAAAUGUGCGAAGGUUCCUGCACAAAUACGCUCGACAUUAGCUCACUGCCGUACAUGGUAAAUGCAAACAAAACGUCGUUGGUGGGUGUCCGCGUAGACGUGAUUGCCGAAUGUACCUGCGGCGCUAGAAACUUCAGCAAGGCUGAGUCCUGCCGUUCGUCACCCUGUCACAACGGUGGUCGCUGUAUGGAAACACGGUACGGGUUGAGUUGUUCGUGUCCAACCGGAUACACUGGGCCACGGUGUCAGCAGACGACGCGCAGCUUCCGCGGCAAUGGUUGGGCCUGGUAUCCACCGCUAGCAAUGUGUGACGAUUCCCAUCUUAGCUUUGAGUUUAUCACACGCAAAUCUGAUGGGCUUCUGUUGUACAACGGACCGAUCGUACCACCGGAGCGUGACGAGCUGCUAGUGUCGGACUUCAUUUCCGUCGAGCUGGAGAGAGGCUUCCCAAGACUGCUGAUUGACUUUGGUUCCGGCACGCUGGAGCUGCGUGUGAAAACGAAGAAAAGUUUGGACGAUGGUGAAUGGCACCGGCUGGACAUCUUCUGGGACACGGAGAACGUACGCAUGGUGGUGGAUUACUGCAAGUCUGCCGAAGUCGCUGAGAUGGAGGAUGGUUCACCGCCAGAGUUUGACGAUUCGUCGUGUCAGGCUCGGGGUACAAUUCCACCCUUCAACGAGUAUUUGAACGUGAAUGCACCGCUGCAGAUCGGCGGGUUCUAUCGUGAGCAGUUCGAUCCGACACAUUACCGCUGGAACUAUAUGCCGAUGGGCAAGGGUUUCGAUGGGUGCAUUAAGAAUCUGGUGCACAAUAGCAAACUUUAUGAUCUGGCGCAUCCGGGAUUGUCGCGAAACAGUGUGGCCGGUUGCCCGCAAACGGAGGAAGUGUGCAGUCAGAGCGAGCAAACGUCCCGCUGCUGGGAGCAUGGCAACUGUGUGGGCAGCUUCACCGAGGCACGCUGUCAGUGUCGGCCGGGUUGGACUGGUCCGGCUUGUAACAUUCCCACCAUACCGACCACUUUUAAGCAGCAGAGCUACGUCAAGUACGCACUGUCGUUCGAACCGGAUCGCUUCAGCACACAGAUACAAUUGCGGUUCCGUACACGUGAGCAGCACGGUGAGCUGUUCCGUGUGAGCGAUCAGCACAACCGUGAGUACGGCAUUCUCGAGAUUAAGGACGCACGUCUACGGUUCCGCUACAAUCUUAACUCGCUGCGUACGGAGGAGAAGGAUAUCUGGUUGAAUGCGAUUGCCGUGGACGACGGUCAGUGGCAUGUGGUGCGAGUGAACCGCCAUGGAUCGGCCGCCACGCUGGAGCUGGAUGGUGGUGAGGGUCGCCGAUACAACGAAACGUUCACCUUCGAUGGGCACCAGUGGUUGCUGGUUGAUAAGCAGGAAGGUGUAUAUGCGGGUGGUAAAGCUGAGUAUACCGGUGUCCGCACAUUCGAGGUGUACGCUGACUAUCAAAAAAGCUGUUUGGAUGAUAUCAGACUGGAGGGCAAACAUCUUCCGCUGCCACCGGCCAUGAACGGUACGCAAUGGGGUCAGGCAACGAUGGCUCGCAACCUCGAGCGCAACUGUCCAUCGAACAAACCGUGCGCCAACGUGAUCUGUCCGGAUCCGUUCGAGUGUGUCGAUUUGUGGAACGAAUACGAGUGCACCUGCGGUGAAGGGCGCGUCAUGUCACCGGACGGUAAGGGCUGCAUGGAUCGAAACGAGUGUCUCGAUCUGCCGUGCCUGAACGGUGGCAUCUGCGUGAAUCAGGAGCCACGGUUGCGUUACCGGUGCGACUGCCCGGACGGAUUCUGGGGCGAAAACUGCGAACUCAUCCAGGAGGGCCAGACGCUCAAGCUGAGCAUGGGUGCCCUGGCGGCCAUUCUUGUGUGUCUGCUAAUUAUAUUGAUCCUGGUGCUGGUGUUCGUGGUGUACAACCGAAGGCGAGAGUCGCACAUCAAAUAUCCGGGCCCGGAUGAUGACGUGCGGGAGAAUAUCAUCAACUACGACGAUGAAGGGGGCGGUGAGGAUGAUAUGACCGCGUACGACAUUACGCCACUGCAAAUCCCGAUCGGGCCGAUGCCGGAGUUGACGCAGUGCAAGAUGCCACCGUUGAUGUAUCCGGUCAUGACGAUGGGACCGGGACACGAACCUAACGUUGGCAUGUUUAUCGAGGAGCACAAGAAGCGGGCCGACAGUGACCCUAAUGCGCCACCCUUCGAUGAUCUGCGCAACUAUGCUUACGAAGGUGGUGGCAGUACGGCUGGAUCGCUUAGUUCACUACAGUCAGGCACGGAUGACGAGGUGCAGGAAUUCGACUAUUUGGAUGCCUGGGGUCCUCGGUUCGACAAGCUGGCCAACAUGUACGGCGAUCAUCAUCCGACUGAGCUUGAUGAUUUAAAUUAAAUCCUAGCUCGCUCGAUCGAUACCACCGUGGAUGGGCGCGUGUCUCCUUCGACCGUACGUAUGAAGGUGUACGUGGG